CUUCCACCACCGCCACAGAUCGAACUGGUAGUGGAUAAACCACAUCUGAUGGGAGUUCUGCGGAGGCCCAUCGUUCGGAUACGACCUGCCACCAGCUCCGAGGUAUCGGCGCGUCGGAAAAAUCGAACCAGCGUCGAAAACAACACGACCAAAGUCCGCAGCGAGGCGGCCGUAGCCAUCAUCAAGAAGAACACCUCCGACAGCUCCGAUCCGAAGGGAUCGUUGGCCUGUGCACUGCCCUGGGGCCAUGGCUGGGGUUGGGCGACCCUGCCAAACGGCAUCUGGAGUGGCGCACUGACCUGGUCCCAGUGCGAGGACUCGAUCACCCUUCAUGCCCUGCCGACGACACACUGCACCAACAUGAUCGAGGCCCCGUGCGCCGGCGGAAUCUACCAUACCGACAUCAGCCCGUUCGACUUCCACGGGAUCGAGGACGUCGGCGGUGAGGACUUCGACUACGCGAUGGACUGUGGCGAUUUCAUAUUUUAAUCUAAACGACCGCACUCGUACGAAAGCACAUUAUAGUUCAUACCCUUUCGCACAUACAAAAAACCACACAGACAAACACAUGCAAAAGUUAAACAUAUCCGAGUGUCCAUGUAGGACCGAGGAAUGAUACGAGCGAAUCGGAGGGAUCGUUUUUUACUACAGAAUAUGACGCACGCAAACGAACAUUAAAAUUAUACACACAACUACGGAGCCGUCGCAGGUCAAGCAUGUGAACUUCGAAUGGAAUUCAGGCGGCUGAAUAACGCCCGGAUUAACCUCCACUGCAUAACACAAUCUUAUUAAUGUAUAUUAGGAUAAAUCCCGUAUCAACCAAUUCCACCGAUAAUCAAGUAGAUUGCAUCCUGAAACGUAACAAAAGCAAACGAGAAGUAUAUGUGCAGCGAAGAAAUAAUAACCGUCUAAUUGCAAGUGAAUUCAACCAUUCAUUGAAAAGAGGAAACACAUGAUUCGUACAUAACGUAAUAUUGUAACUAUGAACCACAAAUGUCAACCCUAGAGUAUGUAAUGUCAAACCAUAGCUUGAAAUAUGUGUACAUCCAAAACCGUCGUGAACGGAACAACAAAGAAAACCACAAGAAAGGUGUGUUCCCCACGCGCACACACAAACAUUUGUGAGCGGGUUUUUGCUAAACUUGAAAUUUGAAUAAAUAGUUUUAUACAUUACUUUAAAUACCCAACAUGGAUGUUCAAAAACUGGAUAUACAUAUAUACAUAGCGAAAUUAAAGUAUAAAGAGAAAAAAUGUCACUCGUAGACCGUUGAAGCCGUAAACCAUUUUUGCUGACUAUUUAACAACCAAAUGAUUGAGUAGGCGGUAAGGCAGCACUCAUUACCGAAAAUAUAUGCUAGAUUUUAGGGAUUUUUAAUUGUCGUGUAAUGAUAAAUGAAAAACAAAUUAUGCCUUUCCAAAUCAGAAUAAAAUCAUAAAUAUUUUUACCGGUGUAUGAACAAAAAGUCAACUAACAAACGUACACAUCCAUUGAAGACAAAACGCAAAUUUAACAACAAGAUGACGAACCCCUUAGAAAGUUUUUAAAAUCAAAAUUAGACUCUAAUAAAGUUCAAACGAAUCGAUUUAUUUUAGGAAAAAAAAUAUGAAAUUUUCAUAUUGCUUCAUUUUUGGAAACUUUUGACAAUUUUAAGUAAUUGUUUAGCACAACCUUCAGAGUAUUUAAAACCCCAUUUGCUCACGGGCAGCAGUGGAAACGAUUGCAAACUAAUACGCACCCUAGCGAGUAAUUUGAUACAUAGAGAGGGUUACAUCUUUAACUGUUAAAACUCCGAAACAAAACAAAAGAAAUUGAGGUAAAGCUUAAUUCUACAUUAAACACUAAAAGAAAGAUUAAAUUGAUCGGACGGAAAACUUGUUUAGAUCUGGUAGAAAAGAUGUAUGGGAAAUUAAUGUGGGCAACAUACAAUUAUAUUUAAUCGUAGAAAGUAGCAUUAAACAAUAAACGAAGCAAAACAUAGAGACUGUACCUACCGAAAAUUGAGAACACGUUUGUUAUUAUUAGUGGAUAAAAUAUUUCUUAUUUGGGUGAAAAUUACCAGUUAGUCUAAUUUCGGAUAUUUUAUGCAAAUUAAAUUGGUAGUUCUGUAAGAAAUUCGAUGGCAAAAUUUAAUGUCAACCAAUUACGACUCAAAGUCAGACGAUGUUAAAAAAUGAUACUAAACCCAACAAGUCGAGAUAUAUGUAGGUUUUACGAACAAACAGCAGAAUCGGUUUGACAACUAUCGUUCAUCAACUAUCACCGGACAGAAAGGUGUCAAAACUCACGAGAUCAGCAACAACACUUUAACCAAUCUAGCGAAUAAUGUACUUAAUACUACGGGUAGGGCCUAGCAAUCGACCAUAUUUAUGCUGUAAUUUCCACACAGUAGAGCGGGAGAACUAAAUGCGACAGCGUCUUAGAUAAGUCGCAAAACGGUUAAACCACAUGUGUACUAGCGCCAACCUGGCUCCUUUCGAUGGCCCCUUGACUACAAUCCAAAACAUUUAAUGUAAGUAUGAUAGUAAUAAAAAAAACGUAGUAAAUUUGCCCGCAAACAGAAGGUGAAUCUUUUGAUAAAACUUGUAAACGUGAAAAACCAAAAUGCCGCCAAUUUCAAUAAAUUUGAAAAUAUGUUAAUCAAUCACCAGUCAACACAGACAUACAUAAAUACAUAUAUACAAUAGAGAUAACUGUUUUAGGAUGAUAUAAUUCAAAUGUUUGUAACAAAAAAAAAAAGAAUAAUAAAUAUGUGAACAACACAGAAAAUGAGAACAGUUGAAAUAUAAAACAAAUGCUUGUGCUUCUUCUAAAAACUGACCCAAUAUCGCAGGACGACAUUGGGUGCGCAUCGUUGUAAGAAUAGUUUUGCCCAAAGCGAAUCGAAUUGUCAUUUCGAUAAUUGUUACCAAUCGAAUGUCAUCCAACCAACCAAACAUCCUUCCUUUCUCCCUUCUUUGACAAUACUCUACAUGAUUAGAAUACUGCUGAGCGGAAUUCUGACAUUGCUUCGAUUCGUAGACAAAUCCAUUAGAGAACCGCUUGAUGAUGACCUCGAUUGACAGUUCAGCGAGUUUGUUCAUGUUCACAUGAACAUAGCCGAUGCCGACUUCUCGGUGCCAUUCAUGAUAAAAAAAAUUACUUUAGCGAAUAGUCGCAGAACAUAGAUACCAAUCAAGAGUGAUUCAAGAAAAGAAAAUGUGCUUUUGCUUGAAAAUUCAAACAUAUAAUUAUUGUGGCACAGAAUAAUCUCACAUAAUUUGUUGAUCAGCAUGUAAUUUUUUCUGUGAUACUUUAAACCACUUUAAACUUUUCUCAUGUGGAUCUCGAAGUUCCAAACAACAUUGAUAAUACACUAAAUAGAAUUCCUUUCCAUUCAAAAUGUUCGAUCACAGACGGUUGCAGUCCCGAAGCUUUGUAUGGGUUUGAGAAAAACUUUAAUUCUAUUACGGUGAUUAAUCAUCAGUGACAGCUUAAAAUAUAUAUCAAUAAAAGCAUUUACGACCCAUUCUCACAGUAUUCUGGAACAUUAUAGAUUUUUGCACCUCAAUAACAAAAUCCAUGAACUGUCAAAAAGAGGUCUAUUCUUACAACUCACUUCGAAAUAGAAGUCAAUUAAAGACAAUUAGCUCUCCUAGAUCCAUUACCCAAAGUUUUCAUUUUUGCAAUGCCCAGGAUACAAGGAAAUGGCUCUUUGAACUUACUUUCAUAAUUUAAACUCAACUACAGUUUAUUCGCUCAAAAUCACAAUUGAAAUGUAUUUAUUCACUGUAUUCUACUCACCAAGGCAACGCAGUGAACAUGCUUUUGCCCUGUAAUUCAAUUCAAGUGAAGAAAACUGCUUUCAACAAUAGGCAUUUUAACGGAAAUAAACAACGCAAAAAAAACUGUUGAACGAAAACCUGAAUGUGUUCAUUCUACAGAACAAAGUAAAAUUCCUAAUCAAGCAUCCAUGUAUUUAGUUCUUUUCACCAAUAUCGAAUCAGUACGCCAGAAGAUUCUGUUAUGGGAUAGAGACGUAGCUCGCGAUGGGGCUAACAAACAGCCAACCUUCUACUUAUAAAUUUUUGAAAGAAAGAGUGUCGAAUAUCAGAUGUCAUAUGAGCCGGCAGAGCGAAAAAGACGUACAAAGAGAUCUGAUCUCAUAAACCUUUGCUUUGGAUUCAUGUAUAUCACUGCUAAGCAAUUCUAUAAUAAUAACAAUUUUAAUCUGUUUCAGGAUUUCAUAACUUAAAUUAUUAUUAAAGAUUCGACACAUGUUUUUCCUUGUAAUAGGCAUUUUCAAUCGGAGUCGAUUUUCUGUAAUAGACCCUAACCUAAAUAAAAAAUUAUGCUUUCGAUUCAAAAUAUUUUUAUUGCUUCCUAUUACUCCGCCAUAUUAGAACAUGUCUCUUCGAAUAUCUCUGGCGUUCUGAUGGUGUGCAAUCAUCAUAAUUCAAUGAAUACCAACCCUAUGAUAACAGAAAGCCAUACCAAUACCACCACCACCACAACCACUACCAAUAGUGAGAAAACUAGAUUUAUGUAUCCGUGAUCGUUCGGUCAGAAAAAAUAUGAAUGAUUGUCAAAAUAAAAUUCAUGUGAAAAGUAGAACUGAAAACAAUCAAGAGAAACACGUAUAUAAUAAAAGAAACUGUU
Armigeres subalbatus is the source of this 4636-nucleotide messenger RNA. RefSeq lists its product as uncharacterized. The annotation marks the transcript as partial. The record is from RefSeq and is a predicted model, not a curated record. NCBI's taxonomy places the organism in Eukaryota, Metazoa, Arthropoda, Insecta, Diptera, Culicidae. The transcript is spliced from 4 exons.